CUACCAGCAUCUGUCCCUCUUUUUGGACCAGACUUAUGCUUCGGCUGCAUCACUAUCCGUCGGGAACCGUUUGUGCGCUACUUUCAUUUCCGAUCACCGAGCCGUGACCGUGAGAGCGCAAAUGCGCAUCGGUCUGCGCAUCUUUGAGUCUUCAGAACUACACUGUGGACAAUCUUCCUGACAUCCAGAGACCUCUCCUCCGCAAUCCGACGAGGCUCCUUCACCGCCUAUGGCCGCACAUCGGCAUCCGUGAGCCGCUGGCCUCGUCCCGGACCUUUCACCCACCGCUGUCCUCGAAAGGUCUUUGAAUCAGGGGAGACGUCUGCAUACAUUUUUUUUUUUUAAUCAUCCUCGGCUGGCUUUUUUUUUUUUUUACGAACCCGGUGCUAUGCUGGGCCCAUCUCUCUAGAUCUUGUGAUAAAUACACGAUCUCUCCUCCCACAUUCGUCCGACCGAGACCCUGCUCUCUCAUCGAGCCCCGACGAUGCAUCCUAACGCAGCGAUGCUGGCGGUGGUCCUUAUGGGGAACUUGAUGGUGCCUUUCACCUCGGCUCAAAACGCUGGGUUUGUGAAGUCGCCCAUGUCUGAGACUAAGCUCACGGGGGACACCUUUGAGCUGUACUGCGACGUGGUUGGUAACCCCACCCCAGAGAUCCAGUGGUGGUAUGCUGAGAUCAACCGAGCUGACUCCUUCAAGCAGCUGUGGGACGGAGCCCGCAAGCGUCGGGUAUCCAUCAACACGGCCUACGGCAGCAACGGGGUCAGUGUGCUCGGCAUCACGCGCCUCACACUGGAGGACUCUGGGACCUAUGAGUGCCGAGCGAGCAACGACCCCAGGCGCAAUGACCUCCGACAAAACCCUGCCAUCACCUGGAUCCGCGCCCAGGCCACCAUUUCGGUGCUACAGAAACCAAAGAUCAAUGCCUCUGAUCAGAUCAUCCUGUCAGCGGACAGCACAAGUAAACCAGUUACCCUGCAGUGUAACCUCACCACUGCUCAAACUCCCCACAAGGAAAGCUUCUGGAUGAAGAAUGGUCAGGAGAUCGUCAAUACGAGGACAGAGCAGAGGAACACAUUAUACAGAAUCACUAAACCACGGGCCGAUGAUUCCGGGGAAUACAUGUGUGUUUACACAUUUUACAUGGCACCAAAUGCAAAUGCCACAAUUGAAGUAAAAGCAAAACCUGAUAUCACUGGCCACAAGCGGAGUGAAAAUAAAAACGAGGGAGAAAAUGCAAUGCUUUAUUGCAAGUCUGUUGGCUACCCGCACCCCACCUGGACAUGGCGUAAACUGGACGGAACAUCCUACACGGACAUUGACAACUCCACCGGACGCUUCUUCAUCACUAACAGAGACAACUACACAGAGCUCAACAUACUAAACCUGGAUAUAAACACCGACCCUGGAAAAUACGAAUGCAAUGCCACUAACGUGAUUGGAAACACAGCUGAGACCACUAUACUACGGGUGCGCAGCCACCUUGCACCGCUUUGGCCUUUCCUGGGUGUGCUAGCAGAAAUUAUAAUCCUAGUAGUCAUCAUCGUUGUGUACGAGAAACGCAAGACGCCAGAUGACAUUAUUGAUGAUGAUGAACCAGUUGGACCAAUGAAAACAAAUUCAACAAACAACCACAAGGACAAAAACAUUCGCCAGAGGAAUACAAAAUAAGCAAUUUACUCAAAUGAGAUGGCUAAACUGCAUUUUUUGACUACAUGAAGCUGUCAGAGGUGGAUAGAGCUCCAGGCAGUUUUGAAAAAAGCAUAUCUUGUCUCAUUUUAUGAGAAACAAUAUCAGCAUAACACUGGCAACAAAAAGAACAUAAUGGCUGUCUUAAGCAUGCCUUAUUCAGUCUUACAUGGAGAUUUCAGGAUGAUGAAUAAUGACUAAAACCACCACAAAGGUGUACACAUUUUUAAUGUGCUGUUGGUGUCUCCUUUAUUAAUUUUAUCAUAUCCUCAAAUGAGGUGAUCCCUUUUGUAUUACAUAUCAUGUACAAUGCAUGCAAGGUAAUUACGCAAUAGGAUACUCAGAAUAGACAUUUUCUGUUGUUAUCCCUCGGUGUGGCUUUUUUUGCAUCUAAAAUGACCUAUGUUUUUUAUGGAGUCAUCCUUAAAAUUAUAUAUAUAAAUAUAUAUAUAAUUAGUUUUAUUCUUAAAAAUUUGUACAGCAUAUCAUGUUCAUUUAACUGUUUGAUUUUGUGACCAGAAGUCCACUUUUAACAGAACUUUUAUUGUGAAGCAAGGGCUUCAAGGAGACUGGCAGUAUUUAAAUUUAAAUGAGAGUGAUCACAGAAAAUGACUACUGUGUGUUUAACUAUCUAAACAAAAUGAUAUGUGUAUUAUUUUAUUUUCUUUCCAGAGUAACUUAGGUGUCUUGUAUAUGUUGAAGUAUGAGUGUUCAAAUGAUAGGAAAUCUGUAAAAAAAAAAUAUUUUUUUUAUAUUUCCCAAUUUCAUUUAUUAUUAUUUUUAUUUUUUAUUUCUCUCUUUAACUGUAUAGCAUGGCUAUAAUCCUAUGCAAUAUGUAUUCUUAAAUAGAUAUAUGGAGGGCAGUUUGUUUUACUCAGUGAAGCUUUAAUAUUGUGGGAUCACUUGGAAGCUGGCAUAGCAAAAUUCACUGCUGUAGCUGCAUGACUCAUGUUUCAAUACAAUGUAUCCAUGUGUGUUGCGGUGGAAAUGGACCUGCAUUAUGGUGGGAACAGAGGGACCAGAGUAUAUAGCCACGAUAAAACAUAUGAGUGAGACCAAUAUUUUUUUUCUGAAUAAAAAGUUUGAAAAUGAAUCCAGAUUUAUUUUGCUUUUGCAAGUUCUUCAUCUAAUUACCUAAAUUCAGUAUAAUCAAAGCAUCCUCUUCAGACCAUUUACCAUAACAACUAAUGUGUAGCAAUAUUUCAAACGAUAUCGGCAGUACAGCAAGAAACACUCCACCACCAAGUACUGCCUACACAAGCUGUAUAAGAAAAAAAAACAGUGCACUGACUUGACCUUUCUGCCUUCAGCUGUUGUUGAGAUUGUUCACUCUUGAAGCAAUUUCCCAAGCUCCCCCUCUACCUUCUCCACAAAUGCAGGAAAGCUGGGAUCCAGCAGACAAAUACGCAGGAUCGGCUCCAAGUCACCUUGUGCCAAAGAACCAUGGCGAUAGACUUGAGGCAGAGUCACAGCAGUCUCUCCCAUGAAGUGCUGUGGAAGGUCCAACAGAUACUUUUUUUAAUUUAAUCUAAAAAGAAGGAGCAGUUAUUUUAGUAGCCUAUGUUCAUGGUCAUAAUUUAAAGAAGUUAAUUAACUGAGCACCCUGCGCCCCAUGAAACACAGUGAAAACACUGUGCUUCUUCAUUUAAUUUAACACAAAAUUACAAUGAAUAUGUUGCACAGUGGAUGUUCAGUUUUGUUGGUUGUUACUUUUAAGUAUGCUACCUGGGUGAGACGCUUGAUGGACAAUGAUCCUUGGACAACCUCAGGCUCAACUCUUACAGCAUUUCCCUGCCAAGCAAAACAUAGUUUUACACAAAAGAAGAAAAAAGAUUUAACAAACACCGCAUGGCAACACAGGGUUAAGAGGCCAAUCAAUGGAUUCAUUACUAAUUGAACGAUAUCCACCCCUCAAAGCCCUUUCAUCUCCACUGUGAACUCCUUCAGUGUGUCUGUUCGCUAAAGGUCACAUUCAAGCCCAUGGCAGAGUCCAUUCCUUUCUCAGUCCGUAAAUGUUGUAAGCCAGAUGGCUGGAUCUAUGUUUUACUCAGAAUCCAAUUUCUAAUUAACCACAUGCUCUGAGUGUCUUCAAAGUGUUUGAGAGUAAAUAAAAGGUCACCACUGAAAGGAGGCAGAAUUGAAUGAUAGAGCUUCUCGUUCCUACAGUGUGUCAUUCGUAGAGUGUGAAUUUCAACUGGUGAAAUGCUUUGAAAAUGGGAUGUUUUAUUGUUGUUGUUGGUUUUUAGCUUCAGGACAACAAUGUUUGUUUUCACAAUCAACAACUUGACUGUUAAAGGCAAUAUUAAGAAGUCGUUCCUUCAGUUGCUUAAAGGGUAUGCCACUUUGAUGGUUGUAUUUAUAAAUUAAUUUUAUUAUUGUUGUACUUUCCUGUCUGUACCUGUGUGUUUGGAGUAGGACCUACUGUUUUCUACACCGUAUGUUGUAUUGUGAUUGGCUAAUGACUCCUGUGCAGUAUAUACUGAAGGUCCACCUAUUGUAGCCAUAGUGUCACCUCUAAGAGCAAGACACUAUUGUAAAUAGCACCAUCUAGUGAGUAUAAUAUGGCCACUGCUCAUGAAGCCAACGACAGCAAUGUGACAAUACUGUUGAUAAAGCAAUGAUUAAUGACUCUGACACCUUCAAUUAUGGAAAUUUACAUUGCGUUAAUAUACUUUUUUUAAUUUACAAAAUACAGUGCAAUAAAUGGUGACACAGAAGAUCAGUGUCUCAUUUCUACCAAACAAAGACUAUGCCAGGAAGAAAAAAGCAGUUGUGCUUGAUACUAUACAGCCACAAAACAGACUCUCAGCUUCAAGUUACCACUCACUGGCCUAGUUUGGGGGUUUCUA
Chelmon rostratus (copperband butterflyfish) is the source of this 4536-nucleotide messenger RNA. It is a transcript of the gene nptnb, whose product is annotated as neuroplastin b. Lineage: Eukaryota; Metazoa; Chordata; Actinopteri; Chaetodontiformes; Chaetodontidae. Gene Ontology annotation, biological process: cell-cell adhesion. The coding region runs from base 485 to 1669 and encodes 394 amino acids. The record is from RefSeq and is a predicted model, not a curated record. The transcript has 9 exons.